ACAGUCACACUGGAGGCUUGGUGUAUGGUGAAACACAGGUGAAUUCAGCUUCCACGGUUGCAUUUUACAGCGGAAUGUUCACUCGAAGGGGGCAUGGAGACGUCAAGAAAUCUACACAGAAAGUUCUGGACCCAAAGAAGGAUGUACUGACCCGGCUCAAACACCUCCGGUCACUGUUAGAUAUCAUUGACAAGAGUGAACUGAAGGCGUUCUUCGAAAGCAACUGUUCUCAGAUUUAUUUUAUCUUCUAUGAAAAUUUCAUUACACUGGAAAGCAACUUAAAACAAAAAGGGAACAAAUCUCAAAGGGAGGAGCUGGACUCUAUCCUCUUUAUUUUUGAAAAAAUUCUACAACAUCUGCCUGAGAAAAUCUACAACCGAUGGCAGUUUCACAGUAUAGGUUCUAUUCUGAAAAAGCUUUUACACACUGGAAAUUCAUUCAAGAUCCGCUGUGAGGGGAUCCGUCUCUUCCUGCUGUGGCUGCAGGCCCUGAGGGACAACUGUGCUGAGGAGCAGUUCCUUAUCUUUGCCUGUCUGGUGCCAGGAUUCCCUGCUGUGCCCUCCUCCAGAGGGCCCUGCACCCUUGACACCAUCAUUUACAACCCCUUCUCCAACCCCCCUGAUGCCAAGGUGGUGCCUGAGGAGAUAACCCCGCUGGUUCCAGCUGUGGUAGGAGAAAAGGUUGCUGAUGACCAGACCUGUUACAUCCUCGAAACCCUGCUGAAGUACAUGGUCAUCCAGGCAUCCAGUUUAGAAUGGAGGAACAAAGAGAACCAGGACACAGGCUUCAGGUUUCUCUUCAGCCUUUUCAAGAAGUACUACCUUCCACAUCUAUUCCCCUCCUUCACCAAGCUUACAAAUCUCUACAAGCCUUUAUUAGACCUCCCCCACCACAGACCAAAACCCUUGUAUGUGCCAGUGACGCGGAACAAUGAGAGCACCUUCUGCACCAGGGACCAGUACCUGGCACCCCGUGUGGCCUUCAUCACCUGGCUGGUCACCUUCUUCCUGGAGAAGAAGUACGUCAGCAGUGCUGCUGCAGCGCAGAGCGCCAAGAACGGCACCGAGGUCAUCCCCAAACUCAUCCAGACUGUCACUGCAGGCAGUAGCAGCCAGGAGAAGGAGAAGGAUAAGACAUCAGAUGGGGAUACGAACGGGCCAGCGGGGGAGCCUGAGAAGAGCCACUCCAACAGCAGCACGCUGUCAGAUCGACGGCACAGCGACUCCAGUUUGUGUAGCAUUGAGGAAGAGCACCGCUAUGUCUAUGACAUGGUGCACGCCAUCCUGCUGUCCACCAGAGACAAUGUGAAUUUUGUCAAUGAGGUCUUCCACCAGGCCUUCCUACUGCCGUCUUGUGAGGCAUCAGCAACCAGGAAGGUGAUUAAAGUGUACAGGAAGUGGAUCUUGCAGGAGAAGCCCAGCUUCAUGACAGAGCCUGAGACAACUACCCAGAGAGAUGAAGUGGAUGAUCACUCUGAACAGAUACUCAGCACAGAGACUAACAACAUGCACGCACAGAUGGUAGAGAGUCACGGCCACAGACGGUCGUCCAGCUGGGGGAGGACUUACUCGUUCAGCAGCGCCAUCAGUCGUGGCUUUCUCACUGAGGAGCAGAACAGGGAUGUCAAGGCUGGUAUCCAGCCCACACUACAGGUUUUCCUGACCAACUCAUCCAAUGUGUUCCUGCUGGAGCCAUGCCAAGAUGUAGCUAAACUCCUGGAUAACCAGGUGGAGGUGUGCAAGGGUGUUCUCAGCAUCUACCGGCACAUGAUCAUGGAGCACACGAUGAAUACACAGACAUGGGAGCAGAUGCUGCAGGUACUACUGAGGAUCACAGAGGCAGUGAUGAAGAGGCCACAGGAAAACCAAAGAAAAGACAACUUUGCUGAAAGUUUGGCGUCAAUACUUUUUAGGACCAUCAUUGUGGCAUGGGUGCGAGCCAACCUGUGCGUGUUUAUCUCCCGGGAGCUAUGGGACGAGCUGCUGGCAGUGCUGUCCUCUCUUACCUGCUGGGAGGAGCUCGUGACAGAGUGGGCCAGCAUCAUGGACUCGCUGACGGCUGUGCUGGCACGCUCCGUUUAUGGCCUGGACAUGGCCAACCUGCCUCUGGACAAACUCAGCGAACAGAAGGAGAAGAAGCAGAGAGGACGUGGUGUGAUCCAGGAUUCCCAAAAGGCAGCAGCAGUGGCGCGUUCCUUCUCACUGAGUUGGAGGAACCAAGGGGAGCAGAGUGGGCCAGGAGUUCAGGAGCCCAUGAGGAUUCGCUCUGCCACUACGUCAGGAGCUCCUGGUGUAGAGAAAGCCCGUAACAACGUCCGACAGAAGGCAUCUGCUAAGCGAAGCCAGUCCAUCAGCAACUGUGUUCAUCUAUACGAGGCUUUGCCCGCUGCUAAAAGCGUUCCUAUGCUGCUCCACACUGUGAGCUCUUUCUUGCCUGGUAUCUCUUCUGGUAACUCUGCUUGCUCUCACAGACUCUCAGAUGUGGAGGAGUGUCAGCUGUCAGAAUGUGGAUUAGAGGAGGAGCUGGGAGGCGGGGAUAGCCCUCUUCCACGUAGCAGCAGCACCUCUGACAUCACCCAACAAAUGUCUGACACUUUACCAGCCCAGAAAAGAGAGUACUCCCCUACUUCCUGUGGCUCUGAUAGCAGGACGUCUGAAGGGAGGAGAGAGAGCAGCGAGCCACCGGUGAUCCUCAUCCGGCGGAGCAGCAGUCCAGCUGAGACAGAGUGCAAUGCUGAGGCACAGACGAACCACACGAGACCCAAGCUCAGAGAGAAAAGUGAGAGUAUAAGCAGUGAGACAUCCAACGGCUACCUCAAUGAAGCUGAGGUUACCUGGCAGGCCUUUGAUGAGGAAGCUGACACUCAGUCUACACAGUCAGCCCACAUGGACGUGACAACCGACCCCCAGAGCCAGGGGAGUCUGCUGCUCAGCCAUAAUGAGGCUCUAGCAGGUCCUGAGUCUGCCCUCCCUCCCCACUCUGCACCCCCGUCCUACCACCACCACAACCACUACCACUACCCCCAGAACCCGCCCGCCUCACCGGCCCUGCUGGUGCACACAGAGUGCCCGCGGGACUGCCCCCUGGACGACACCAUGCAUCAGUCUGUCUUACACAUGCCACACCACUUGGACAGUAGUGAGUGUCUGGCUGAUGAUGUCAGCAUAAUUGCGGGUGGGACUCUGACUGGUUGGCAUGCCGAUUCAGCCUUCGUCCUGUGGAGGAGGAUUUUGGGUAUCCUGGGGGAUGUCAACAGUAUCCGCUGCCCAAAAAUCCAUGCCAAGGUCUUCUCUUGUCUUUAUGAGCUCUGGCACAAGCUGGCCAAGAUUCGGGACAAUCUGGGGAUCAGUGUGGACAACCAGUCUUCUCCUCCCCAGCCUGCCUUCAUCCCUCCUCUUCGAAUGCUGGCUUCCUGGCUCUUUAGGGCCACCAUGCUGCCAGCUGAGUACAAGGCUGGCAAGCUGCAGGCCUACAAGCUGAUCUGUGAGAUGAUGACCCGGCACCAGGAUGUGCUCCCCAACAGUGAUUUCUUGGUGCACCUCUACCACAUCAUGCACAAGGGCAUCACCAGCGACGAUCAGGAUGUUUUGAGCACCAUCAUCCGUUCCUGCUCUCCUCGCUUCUUCUUCCUCGGCCUUCCGGGCUUCACCAUGCUCAUCGGAGAUUUCAUCACAGCCACCGCGUGCGUUCUCAGCUCCGACUCCCCGGAGGCUCCAAGGAUGGAGGCUCAGACACUCCUGGGCUCUCUUGUGUGUUUCCCCAACCUUUACCUUCAGAUUCCUGUGCUGCAGCGUGUUCCAGGCUCUGAUGAAAUUGUUAUGAACCAUGAGGAUAUCAAGGAUUAUCUGAUCAACAUCCUGCUGGAGACGGCAACUAAGGAAUACUGUGAAGGGGCCAGGUGCAUUGCUGUAUGCAGUCUGGGUCUGUGGGUGUGUGAGGAGCUGAUGCAGAAGAAUAUCCACCACCAGGUUAAAGAUGCCAUCAAUGUUCUGGGAGUAACGCUAAAGUUUGGGAACAAAGCAGUGGCUCAAGUGGCCUGUGACGUGUUUCAGCUGCUCAUCUCGCACUGGGAGCAUCUCCAGAGGUUGGAGCCCAGUCUGCCUAAGAAAAUCAUCGAGAUCUUUGUGGCCACAAUAGCCUUUUUGUUGCCGAGCGCAGAGCACUCAACAGUGGAAGCAGACAAAAAGUUGAUGGUGUCACUGCUGCUCUGCCUGUUGGACUGGUGCAUGGCUGUUCCCCUGAGUCUGCUGCUGGAACCAAUCACCAUGCCUUCACUGGAGGACCGCACAUCCCACAAGCCCCCGCUGCUGGACUACAUCUACAGGGUGCUGCACUGCUGCGUGUCCGGCUCCAACCUGCACACCCAACAGAGCCACUACCUCCUCAGCCUGUCAGACUUGUCCACUGACUACGACCUCAUGUUGGGUCAGGUUAAGAGCUUUGAGCCACCACCUUCCCAGACAAACACCACAGACUUCAGCAACCUGCUCACCGUAGCCGAGGAAAAGCGGCGUCGGAACAUGGAGCUGAUUCCGCUGACAGCACGGAUGGUCAUGACACACCUGGUGAACCAUCUGGGCCAUCAUCCCCUAAGCGGUGGCCCAGCCCUUCUCCAUAGCCUCGUGAGCGAGAACCACGACAACCCCUACGUUGAGUCGUCGGAGCUGUCCUCCGAAGUCUUCAAAAGCCCCAACCUGCAGCUGUUUGUCUUCAAUGACAGCACGCUGGUGUCUUACCUGCAGAUCCCUGCCGAGACUCCGACUGUUGGACAGCCCCCUCAACCUUCCUCCCAAGUGCGCGUCAUCGUCCGGGACAUCUCGGGGAAAUACUCGUGGGACGGCGCAAUACUCUACUGUACCACCCAGGAAGACUCCUUCGAUGCAGGAGUUUUUAGUGCAGUUGAUCGCCCUCUGUCUUCGACCACUACUGUCGCUCACAACAGAAACCAGCCCAGCUCUCCGACAAAGGGGCCGUACAAAAAUCAUUGUUCUGUCUCGGACUCCCUCUCUGACUGCUGUGAGGAGGAGGAGGUAGAUAUUCUGGAUACACUUUUAGAGGAGCUGGGCCACAGCAGCCCAGAAUGCCUUCCCCAGCCACAACUUAGGCUCAACCAGCCUGCCCCUUCACCCCACGGCAUGAACCUAGAGCAAGAGAGCUCCAUCCUGGAGGCCAUUCUGCGUCAGACUCAGCAGGAGGAAGAGCAAGUGAGGAGGUGGGAUGCUGAUGUAAGCUUUCGGGCCGCCUGCCAGAGGGAACCCUCCCACCAGGAACCAAAAGCUCCUUUCUACUUCUGCCGGCUGCUGCUUAAUGACCUUGGCAUGAACUCUUGGGACCGCAGGAAAAGUUUCCAUUUGUUGAAGAAGAACUCCAAACUCCUAAGGGAACUGAAGAACCUGGAUUCCAGGCAGUGUCGAGAGACACACAAAAUUGCUGUGUUCUACAUUGGAGAGGGCCAAGAGGACAAGUGCUCCAUCCUGUCUAACAGCGCAGGCAGCCAGGCCUAUGAAGACUUUGUGUCCGGACUGGGAUGGGAGGUGGACCUGGCCACACACUGCGGCUUUAUGGGUGGCCUCCAGAGGAACGGCAGCACGGGUCUAACUGCCCCUUACUAUGCUACCUCCACCGUGGAAGCCAUCUUCCACGUCUCCACUCGUAUGCCGUCUGAUUCUGACGACUCCCUCACCAAAAAGCUGCGUCACCUGGGAAAUGACGAGGUCCACAUAGUGUGGUCAGAGCACACACGGGAUUACCGACGUGGCAUCAUCCCAACCGACUUUGGAGACGUGCUGAUUAUCAUCUACCCGAUGAAGAACCACGUCUAUUUCAUCCAGAUCAUGAAGAAACCACAGGUUCCUUUCUUCGGGCCUCUGUUUAAUGGCGCCAUCAUCACUGGGACGCUGCUGCCAAGCUUGGUGCGGGCCACCUGUAUCAAUGCCAGCAGAGCUGUCAAGUCCCGGCUGACUCUCUACCAGAGCUUCUAUGAGGAGCGGGCGCUCUACCUGGAGGCCAUUGUCCAGAACCACAGAGAAGUCAUGACCUUUGAAGACUUUGCCUCACAGGUCUUCUCCCCUUCCCCUGGCUAUCCAAUGAGUGGGACAGGCUCCUUCACCGGCAGCGCGAGCACCGAAGCCGGGAACACCACAGGAACGAUGGACUCUGUCGACCAGGUUUCUCCCACAAUGCCCCGUGCCACAAAGAACAGAGUUUCCGGAAAACUCCGCCGAUCAGCCAGCGCUAUAAGCAAAUCCUCCAACUGAGCUCUUCAACCCUACAUCUUUCCCCCCCCCCUGAAUGCAGCCUUUAAUCUUUUCUUGAAGAACCUCACACACCCAGCCGUGACUGCAAGACUUUUUUUUUUUUUUUUUUUGCAUCUAUUGUUUUUCUUUAUUUCGUGUCAUAUAAACAUGUAACUGGAGCAUAUUGCAAUUUUUAAUUUAAGUGGCAAUCAUUGUUUUUGUUGAUACAUUUCCAUUUGUUGUGGUGUUUAACUGCUUAAUCGAGAUGGACGUGACUAAGCUAUUUAUGUUCACCCUGGUGGUUUCAGCUUACGAAUCAGCAGCAUAGGACGACUUUGACUGAGAAGUCUUAAAGCAACCUGCGAUAAAAAUGUAAUUUUUAUUCUCAUUUUCAAGCGCGGUCUCGAUGCACUAGAGAAAAAGUUCUUACUAUAGUAAGGGAAUGGGAGACUGCUUCACUCUGUUUCUAUAUCUCAUCUAUCUCAACACUUAAUGUGACAAAGCACUGAAUGACACAGCUGUAAAUGGCAUCAUGCUAAAGCUGCACAAGAGAUUGGUAUCCGUUUAUAAACGUGUCUGCCUUUUUACCUCCUCCUGCACCUGCCACAACCUUUCUGUGUCAAAGAUAACCACUUCAGUUGGUGACAGGAUGAUGUUGUCAUCCUGCUCGUUGGCACCAGUUUGGACCAUGUUCGUGGACCAUCUCCCUACACUGAAUAGACUGAUGCAUGGGGAAUACCUCCCCAGAAUGAUUUGUACUCACUGCACUACUACACAGACUUCCUGGGCACGGAGUCCCUGCAGUACGUGCAGCCAGAGGCUUUUAAUUGUUUUGAACCCAGAGUGGACAAUCAAUGACGUCUUUCUAACUUGAGCUGAGUAGAAAUUUGUUUGGGUUUUUUUUAUCACUCUAAUUUUCCUUUUUAAAUGAAUUCCGAUGGAUUGUGUCAUGAUUUGAUUUAUGCAACUCUGCUGGAAUGAGAAAAGACUGCGUUUGUAAUUGUUUUCUGAUGUCGUUAACAUAGGCUCAUGUCCGGUAAUUGAAUAAGUUCCUCCUGUCUCUUUCCUCUGCUAUCAGUUUCCCCUGUCCUGUGAAGCUAAGGCAUCGACAUUCCAACGUUCCCGACCAACAUUUUUUUUUUUGCACUCGCUGUCAUUGAUUUAACUAGCAUUGAAUGUUUCUCUUUGUUCUUGGAUGUAAAUUGCUUUAAAUUUUAUUUGUCUGUUUGCUAGAUGUAUAUAGAAAUGACUGUUUGAUUAAUUAUUUUUUUGCUGUUGUUGUUUUAUGUAUUCAUGUAUGUGCUGUUUAGAGGGAAAAAUACCACCAGAGCCUCAGGUGAAUCUUAACUCCAUGCACUGGUGUGUGUGAGUGUGUGUGUGUGUGUGUGUGUGUGUGUGUGUGUGUGUGUGUGUGUGUGUGUAUGUGCAUGUAUAAGUGUGUGAGUUUCAGAGGGAGCUUCUCACAGUGCCUGUGUAAUGUCUGUCCUCUAAGAUGCUGUCCAACACCACCUCUAGUCCCCAUAAUCAGAUUUUAGUUCCUCUUCUUCAUAGUCUGACACAAACCAUGGACACCCUGCAUCCCGUCCCCUCGUUAGCCGUCUAAACAAAGUGUUUUCCUCCCGUGUGUCUCUAAAGGUCAGAGUCUUGUGCUUCCCACAACAAACACAACAACAGAUGGAUUUGGAAAAUGUGGAGUUCUCUGGUUUGGUCUUUAUUACAGGUGGUGUGUGUGGUACCUCCUCUUUCCCAUGAUCCUCUCCCCCUCCUGAGGCCACAGAAGAGGCGGAGGCUGGUUGUGGGUUUUGUUUUUUUAACAUAGGUGGCAUGCCAGAGCUGAACUCUAACAGCCCUCCUAGCAACAGCCAGGCCGCAGCUCUCACUUCUCCAACCUGCACCGCUGUCAUGGUAGCCAGGUGUUCCCCACACACGCACACUAUACUCUCACACCCUCUGAGGGCUCCACCCAAGCUGCAACACUAUCCCCAUCUGUUGCACUACUAUGCCUUACUUUCCCCCCCAUGCUCUCCUGUCGUUUUUCUUCCUCUCCCUCGCAUGUCGCCUCCUUUUGUUUGCUCAUUCCCGAGCAGAAAACGGGGAAUCCAAACAGCAGGAGAAUUGACGGAUUUGUUCAGUUUUUUUUGAAGAAUGUAUAAAUAUAUAGGCCUGGAUCACAUCUACGGUUUUUAUUCCCCCCCCCCCCCCCCCCCCCCCCCCAGCCACUUGAAGGAACCGCCCAGGAUGCUGAUCUUAAAGAUUGUAGGCUAUAGAUGAUGUCUGUUGAAAGGGGUCUGUGCUCCCCCUUUGGUGGCUUAGUUGCUGGAGAUGUUAGUUUGGACCAAGAUAAGGAUUGUGUGUCUUAUAUACGUGAAGAAAACAAGCUAGUGUUAGCCCUAGUACGUUUCUUUUCUUUUUUCUUCUCGUUUUAAAAAUCCUUGUACAUUGUGUCAAAUUUGAGGGCUUGAGUGCCCUCUGAAUAUAAAUAUAUUAAUGCCUGUAAUAUAAUCUUUGUAUAAGAGAAAGAGGGAAAAAAAGCUUGAAGAUUUCAUCCUUACUUGUCAACAUAUCAAACUGUUUUUAACGACCGAAGUCCUGCUAUCUUUAUUAGAAAUGUGAAAAUUGAAACAUUUCAUUAAAUCAAUUUGAAAUUCUA
This is a messenger RNA of Centropristis striata (black sea bass), 8886 nucleotides long. It is a transcript of the gene ralgapa2, whose product is annotated as Ral GTPase activating protein catalytic subunit alpha 2. The transcript is spliced from 41 exons. The record is from RefSeq and is a predicted model, not a curated record. Bases 75 to 6257 code for a protein of 2060 amino acids. NCBI's taxonomy places the organism in Eukaryota, Metazoa, Chordata, Actinopteri, Perciformes, Serranidae. Gene Ontology annotation, molecular function: GTPase activator activity. Gene Ontology annotation, cellular component: nucleus; cytoplasm. Gene Ontology annotation, biological process: regulation of small GTPase mediated signal transduction; positive regulation of GTPase activity.